AUGUCGUGCAAACGAGAUCUGAUUGAGGAACGAGCAGCGUAUACAAAGCGCACGGAAGAUUACAUCCAGCUUAUUAAACGAUUCGCUGAACCGGAAGUCUCCGAGGUUGGCAACUAUAGCAUUUUAAGAGAAAUCGGAUCCGGUGCCUUUGGUCAGAUAUACUUGGGUUAUCAUAAGUUCCUCAGAGUUAAAGUAUGUCUGAAAAGAGGUACUAGGGACCCUAACAAUCCGCAGACAAGCGACAAUAUGAUGAAGGAAUUCUACUACUUGAAGGAAUUUGGUCAUCAUCCGUACAUUUCCCGGCUGUAUGAAGUCAUUUUGACCGACAAGUACGUCUACUUGGUACUUGAAUACUAUCCGGAAGGAGAUCUCUUUGACUACCUCAGCAAGCGAGGUAGAAUCCCUAUAGAUGAGGCUCUAAAGAUAUUCACCCAGCUAGUAGGAGCCGUUUAUUACAUGCAUCGCAAUGGCUGCUGUCACCGUGAUUUGAAGUUGGAGAAUAUUUUAUUAGAUCGGAAGUUUAAUGUCAAGUUGAGUGAUUUUGGCUUCACUAGGGAGAUUCCUUUGGUUGCCAAUGGUACUGGAAGAGCUCCUUUGACUGAGAUAUGUGGUACUGAAGCCUAUAUGUCUCCUGAAUUAAUACAGAAGAAGUCUUAUUCUGGUAUUAAAACUGACAUAUGGGCAUUGGGUGUCAUAUUAUAUACGAUGGUGGCUGGAGAAAUGCCCUUUGAUGACUCGUUACCCACUGAACAGAUAGAGGCCGCUGUUUUAAGUGAAGAGCCCGUUUUUUCCAAGCCUUGUUUUGCUGGUUCUCUUGGUCUUGUGGUGUUGCUUCGCUCUUUAUUGGCGAAACCUCCAGAAAAUAGACCUGCUUCCCUUGCUGAUGUGCUAACGUUGCCACUAUUGCAGCCUUAUGGAGGUCAGAACCAGAUCGAAAUUGUUCACAAGUUAAUCUAUGGUCCCACAGAUAAGUCUUUAUCCUUGCACAGUUUGUCCAAUAGCGAUCGUGCUUUGUUGAAGGAGAUGACACAUCUUGGAUUUGAUAAAGAUUGUCUCAAGAGGUCAGUGAGAAACGAGAUGUUGGAUCCUUUGGACGGGUUUUGGAUGCUUUUGAAGGAGAAAAAGCAAAGAAAGGCAGAGCGUAAGAAACGUAAACGUAGAAGCCGAAGUAUGUUGAGACUUAGUGGCUCUAAGUCGUUCAUUGAUAGUGCUAAGCAGUAUGCAUUUGGCCAAUCUUCGAAUGCUGAGAAUGUCGACUCAACGGAACCAGCUUCAGCUUCAGCUACAGCUUUGGCUACGGCUGCAUCUGCAGCUACUACCUCUUGUGGAUUUCCUAAUGACACCUCAACUGAUGGUCCUUUGAUGUCCCAUCAUCCACAUCAUAGACACGAAUUACCUAAGCCACCAGUGCAGCCGGUAGCUUCAAUCAGCGAAGAGAAAGAGGUACCAAAGCCAGCGUUGAAAGAGAAGCGUUUAAGUAGCAUUAAGAAAAAGCAUAGUGUUUUCUCGUUGUUUGCUCUUUUUUUGACAUCAAGGAAAAAUAGUGUUGCUUUGUUUGGCACAAGAGGCUCUAGACUUAGUACCGAGAGCUCUAGUCGAGAGUCUAUCUUGAGGAAGAUAUUUCCCAGUAGCUCUUCAUCCAACAAUAGUACCCGUGAAGAGAAGAGAAGCUACGAUGAUUCUAGAACUCACCAGAACUCCGACCAUGGGGUCGGUGUUGACAAUCGUCAUGUUGGCAGUCGUCGUGCUGGUUCUGCGGUGAAUGAUCACAAUAGGGGACACUCUCGGGCCAUUGUAUCUUUUGAUUCGCGUAAAAGAAACCUUCGGACUAGCGUGGUGGUCAUUGAGCCAGAAAAGCAUGCAGUCGGACCUCCAUCAUCCUCUUCUACUCAGGAUAAUUACUAUAAAAGAAGCGUUCCGACUCGUCCGGGGUCGGUGAUAUCGUCCUACUCGAUUCAAACGACCAUUUCAGAGACCUCCAAUGGCUCUGGUUAUAUCACUGGUUAUUCGACGGAUAAUCAUGCUACAGGUGGAAAUAGUGUUGCAGCAGCUGCUCAAGGUGUUCCUGGUUCUCCUCGUCCUGCCCGACCCGGAAUCAGUAGAGGCAUCAGUGACUGGUCUGUAGGUUCGAGAAACGUCUCCAGUCAGGCCGAGUCGCCAAAUUCAUCGUUGACUGGAAUCUCCAGAACAACGUCGAUGGACUCUUCAUCUCGUUCCAGCGGUGGGAUUCUGAGAUCCAAAAAGAAAAGUUCGUCUUCUAAUUCUUUUCCACUGCAUCGUAGGGAUUUAGGUCUCAAGUCGAAGAUCAAUGCCAAAUGGAGUUUUAGUAUGGCAAAUGCUGGCAAUAAUUUAAAAAGGUAUAGAAAGCAUGCACCGAAGCAGAUCAUCGAGGAGGAAGAGCCGGAAAUGGCCGAUAGUGAGGAGAUGGUAGAAGAUGAUGAUCUUGAGAAAGAAGAGUAUAAUAACACUGAGAAUGAUGAGGAGCUUGUUGAUGAAAAGGCCUUACGAGCGGAAUCCACUGAGAUCGAGCCCGAGAUUGGGACACCUGAAAGAAGUGCCAAUGAAGUUUUAAGUCAGCAUUCGGCUCCUCCGCCUCUGAAAGUUCAAUAA
Brettanomyces nanus is the source of this 2610-nucleotide messenger RNA. RefSeq lists its product as uncharacterized. Lineage: Eukaryota; Fungi; Ascomycota; Pichiomycetes; Pichiales; Pichiaceae. The transcript is spliced from 2 exons. The record is from RefSeq and is a predicted model, not a curated record. Gene Ontology annotation, molecular function: ATP binding; protein serine/threonine kinase activity. The coding region runs from base 1 to 2610 and encodes 869 amino acids. Gene Ontology annotation, biological process: intracellular signal transduction; protein phosphorylation. Gene Ontology annotation, cellular component: cytoplasm.